GGUGGCACACAAAAUUACAUCGUGAGUCAUGUUGUGAACGAGUUUUUUUUCUGCUGCACCUGGUGCACGGAUACGGUUUGGGUUUCAGCGGAACGAGUAAAAAUUUUCACUACCAGUACAUCGUCCCCGGCACUGCAGCGGCACAUGAUUACGCCACCACGACGACACGGUUCUUCAACCUCGAAGCGCGGUUUUUUUUUUCAACGACAAAGGGUUGUGAGAAGACCCAGAGGCGACAUCGUUAACAAGAGGAUGUUGAGCAGAUCGAAGGACCACAUGGUCGUGGACGUUUUUUCAGUUUUUUUUUCAACUACAGUGUGAAUUUCUUUUUCUUCGAAGAGCUGGAGGUCCUGUCGAUUACACGUAUAACACGAGGACGAGCUACGGACCGAACUCGGAGCUCGGAGCGUCGCUGGAACUUUUUUUUUGAAAACAGAAGUGCAGGAGAAACCACACCGGUCGGCGGAAGUCGAAGAGCAGUAAGAGGAGAAAAGGUGUAAGCACGGCGCCCCACCACCCCGCCGGGACGUCGACCACCCUUCGUCAAACCCAACACUAACACCAACCCCGCCCGGAAGAAGAUGCGGCGGACGAGUGGCGUCGAUGGCUCUCGGAGCCUCCAGCCCCCGACGGCGGGUCACCCGAACAUCAAGCAGAAUCUGAAUGCAUCUUCUAUGACUUGCUCAAUUGUUACAAUCUCAAACGUUACAAUAGAGUCUGGAUUUUGUGUUGCAUGAUGAGCAUGACAGACUCGCACAGCGUUCCACCUUUUGCAAUACAAAUUUCGCCAGAUUGUGGGGGGGUUUGGGGCUCCGGAACUUGUCAUGCGCAAUCCUAUGAGAGUUGGCUAGAUCAUUCAGUUUUGCAUCACAGAUUUCCAUUGUAACGUUUGAGAUUGUAACACUUGAGCGGGUUAUAUCCUCCUCCAGCGCUGCGACUAGCAGCACGACGCGGUCGCAAAUUCGCACCAUAUGAACUGCAAAAGUAUCGUACUAGUAGUACUUGCAAUACAAAUUAGCUCAGCAUGACAAAUGGAAUUUGUCAUGCUGUUUUACCUUGGCAUGGAGAUUUGUAAUGCAUGACUCCGAUUACUACGAGUACGAUACUUUUGCACAGGAUACACCAGCGGCGGAGACAACAUCACGUUUUCCGCGAAGCCACUCGCAUAUGAAAUGCAAAAGCAUCGUACUAGUAUAAAUCGCAUGACAAAUUUCCUCAGUAUGAGAAGUGAAAUUUGUAAUGCGGAUUCAACCUGAGAAAGAAAUUUGUAAUGCACGGAUGCACUUAGUGCGAGUAGAGUGCGAUGCUUUUGCAGUUCAUAUCGCACCGCCCCCUCCGAUUCCGGCUGGACACAAACCACCACCGGGCUACGAGCAGCUACUGCACCCCCGAGAGGAGCAACAAGGUUUUUUUUUUGAACGUAGUAGAGGUAAAAGUGUAUGGAAUCCGAAUCGCAAGGGUAAAAUCAAACUCAUCCCAGUAGCUGAAGUUCAUCUCACCAUCUCAAACAUUGUAGGAGCAGUAGCAAACUCUUUUUUUCGUAUAAGAGCUGGAAGCAAAUAAAACUAGUUGGAGAAGAUGAACGAGUAGGCGAAUGAAAAUUAUCAACAUGUACUUAUUGAUGUAACCCGCCUAUUACUUGAUGUCGUUUCGAAUGUAAGAAAUGUUUUGUUGUACACAGACACACCACAACGAUAUAAACGUAAGUAUCCGUGCACUUUUGUAUAAUUCAAUUUCAAACUCUUCUUGAUCUCUGUGGCGCUCUGCGGGUCCGCCACUGGGUGCGAAAUCUCUCCUGCCCUCUUCUAUAUCUGAGGCUGACGUGGCGCAACUAGGGGUCCUCCCAGGACUGCUGUUGUAAAAAUCGUUCGCCUCUCUACUUCCUGCUCUGGAAGCUGGCGCUUCACUUCUUUCUUUCAUCCUCGAUCUCUUCCGACGAGGGAACUGCACGUGCUGACGCUCAUCUACUACUCUGGCAAGAACUACAACCUCCAUCAUGCCAAUCAUAAUCAACCGCGCCUCUUUAGACCCGCUGCCGGGCUCGGUUCCGGAGAAGAAGGAGGAGCAGAAGAGUCCGCGAAGGAAGGUAUGCUGAGACAAAACGUCCCCAGCCCCACCCCAGAGUCCAGGUGGGAACUCAGCAACGCAAAUCCAGGAGUUUUGGGGGUUACGCAUGACAAGUUUCUCUCUGUUUUCUAGUGCAUGGUAGCAAGCACAGCGGCAUCGCAAAGCCAUUCUCCCAUCCUGCUUACACCAUUACAAAUUCCAAAACACGACUGGAAACGCCUGUCAUGGGAGUGCGCAUUUCAAAUCAUGUUGCUGUAAUUGCAAAUCUGCAUGGGAACUCUGGUAUGGGGACGCUUUUGCUCAGGAUACAAGAGCUUCAUGGCGAAGAUGCUCUCCAGAAAACCGGCGGAGAACCUCCCGCCCGAGCCUGCGCCAGCUUACAACACUAAAACCAGCAUCGCGGUAUUGGUUUUUCAUAGAAGCGGUAGCGGAACGUUUUUCAGAAUCAAAAUAAGGAUUUGCACGUGUACAAUGCAGCUAAUAUGCAGCGAUACGUCGUACGGUACCUGCAAACAGCGCAGCUUCAAUACAACUCCUCCCCGAAUUACGUACAAAAAAUAGAUCACGGGCGCCACCCCGAAGGACCCGCGAGCAGCCGGCGCGAACAACUCCACCGGAGGCAAAAACAUCUCCUCCGCCAGUCCCCCCAUCUACGUGCUGCACCAGGACACGGCCUCGGUGAGUCCCCUGACCCGGAAACGCGACAUCGGAGGUGGCGGGGGUUCCAAGCCCAAGCCCGGCAUGGUUAGCGCACAUCUCCAGGCCGAGGUCGACCAGAAGAGCCCCAAUUUCGCUACUUUCGGCGCAGGUGGGUCGAAGUCCAACAAUUCAAGGAGUAAAACCGGUUAUGCAUUGCAAAUAUGUCUGGGUCUGGAAGAAUGCAAACCUGUGAUGCGCAUUUCACAACGCAUAAAAAUCUCUCAUGCAUAGGCAGCAAAAGAUGCCCUCUUUCUGCCACCAGAAUGGGGCAUUUGUCUUGCGGAUCCAGCAUUGCGGAAGCUUCUCGAAAUCUGUGAUGCUAGAGCUUCCAUGCCAGACCUUUUGUGUCAUGCAAAAGCAGCAUGACUUUUCCAGACCCAGACAUAUUUGGAUUUGAUACCGGUGGAACUACUGCGACAUCAAGUAAGGAUCGCGAUCGCCUCAAACAUAUGCAUUGCAAAUAUGUCUGGGUCUGGAAGAAUGAAGCCUGUCAUGCGAAAGCUGGAUCACGCGAAAGUCUGUGUUGCAUGAACGCCAACAGUUACCCAAUUCUCGCUAGGUAAAACGGAAAUUUCUCAUGCGGAAGAGGCAUGAGGAAGGUCUCAAAAACUCUGUGAUACUUCUGUCUGCAUUACAAACCAUGAUUGUGCUCCGCGAGAUGCAUGACAAAUCUUGCAACUUUCCAGACCCAGACACUUUUGCACAGGAUAAAACAUGUCACUGUGGCGGACGAAGCAUCAAACCAAUUUGUCCCGCCACCAGGCGUAUGCAUUGCAAAAGCAUCGUACUAGUAGAUGUCGCAUUACAAAUUCCGUCAGCAUGAGAAAUGGAAUUUAUCAUGCUGUGUUACCUUGAGAUGGAGAUUCGUAAUGCAUCACUGCGAUUACUACGAGUGCGAUACUUUUGCACAGGAUAAGGCGCCGGGGGUGCUAUGAGCAGCAAAGCGAACAGCAAGAGCUUUAGCAGCAGCACAACGAUGGUGCAUGGCCAGAUGAAGAUCCUGCAGCACAAAAACAACUCCGGUUUAGGUGCUGGGGGAACCGCGUCGCUGACGACGGGUACGCGGUUUGGUGGAGGCGUAGGUGGGAAUCACGCUUCCACAAGUGACGAAUCAGGGCCGGAAGGGACUAACAAUCAGAAUUACCAGCGGAUGUCGCAGUUUGUCUCCUCCGACGACCAGGGCGGCUUCAGCACUGACGCGUCCCUGUCUCCCACGGCCGGGCGAAAAAUGUCGGCGAUGCUGCUCUCCGCGAGUCCGCCGUCGAAGAAGCGGGAAGUAGAGAAAAACUCCGACUGGAACAAAACGAAAAAGCCACUGGAAUUCACGGAAAAGCAGGAGCUGGGCACGGAGAUGACUCCGGGUGGCCAGGCGCGACGGGAUAUGCAGAUCGGACAGGCCGAGGACCACCUCGCGCAGGCUGGGGCUGCUAAGAAGACCGCCGGGAAGAUGUCAGCAUCUUCAACAGGAGGACUAUCAACAGACGCAGAUAGUAGAGCAAACUCGCCGUCAAAAGGCUCGGGCUUGUUCUUUUCCUGGAGGAAAAACCCGGUUGCUAUCCACAAAAAAGGAAUCACUCCCAUGAUCCAAUUUGUCAUGCAAAACAUGCAUCAAUUUCAAACCCAGUAUUUCUUGUCAUGCAAAAGAUGGAUGGGGAUGGCUCUUUUUUUGUGGAUAGCCACCACCGCCUUCAGUCGCAUGUCGGUUUUCGCCUUUCCGGGCGGAAGGAACAGCAUUUCAGGCACAGAAAAAGCACUCGACGACGAAGACAACGACGACACGAUUCGUAAGGACAGUUACAAGCCCUUCACGGGGAAAUUCGGGCACAGCAAGAAGUCGCUGUUUGCGUUUCCGAUUUCGAAAGCGAAAACGGAACGGAGAAGAUGCUGUUCGAGGGAAUGCUUGUGCAACCUCUGGCCGGUCAUGCUGGUACAACAACAGUGAUAUUCGUGUUUCUUCUGUGCUCCGCGAUGAACAUGAAUAUGAAUAUGAAAUGAGAGACACUAAAUAAAGUUAAAAGCUUUGUCACUACUGAUACAACUACAUCUACACACAGAUCCGCGCUAUUUUCAAGCCGCUCUACGACAUGACUUCCAGUUUUUUCGGCACGGUGACGGGCAAGCUGGAGCAACACUGGUAUGCGUUAUGGAUGUGUCAGAGUUGAAAUCGACAAAGUUGAAAUAAUUUGCCAUGCAUAAAAUGGAUGCCAGUUGGAACCCAGUUUCCAAGUGGCGCAUGACAAAUUUCGGUGGUCCCUAAAUCCAGUUUGUCAUGCUGUUUAGGCAAAGAAGAGUGGUUUUCUCAUGCUACUUUAGCAGCUCGAGCUGUAGCCCCAAACAGGCUUACAAUCGGCCUCACUUGCCUGCUCUGCAACACACGCACCUCGGGCCAUGCAUUUUAUGCAUUACAAAUUAUUUCAACUGAACUUUGACGAUUUCAAACCUGACGCUUCCAUAUGCGUUCGAGGAGAAAUAUUUGAUCAGUUUUGAGGAACUCGAGGAGACCUCCGAUGAAGACAACGAGGACGACGACAGCGAAGUCUUCGACACCGGCGCCGCCCACCUGGCGUUCACAACCAACAUGCUGAAAGCGAAACAGCUCGACCAACAACAAUCCAAAGCCUCGCUGAUGCAGCAGAAGCUUCUCCGCGGGUACGGCUCCUCGUCUAAGCGGCUCAGCACGAUAUCCACCGCAAAAGAUAAGUGUAGUCGUAAUCGUACGAAUCGCAGUACAGCACAGCAGACGACCAGUAUUUUUCGACCUAGUAAAUUCAGCCGUUUUACAAAUGAAUUAGACUUGAAAAAAAAUUUGCAAAUGCGACCUGUACUAGUCAAGUGCGAUUCCGAGUGCGAUACGCUUUUGCAAUGCAUAUCCGAACAGCAAGAGCAAAUCGAAGCCCAGACGGUCAACCUCAUCCGGCUCCCUCUCCUCUUCCCACGACGAACGGCGCCGGAGCGCCAGUCGCCGCCGGGGCAGCUCGGCGGAUAGUGCGGGGGACCGGAGGGGGUCCUCCUCAAGACGGGGUGGUGGUGCCAAUAGCAGUGGUGGCGAAGCAAGUAAAAGCGGUGGAAACAAAUACCGGAUGAAGGACGACUUGCAUGGGGGUACUGUUACUGAAUAAACUUGUUCUCAUCGAUUUGUUUCGACUUGUUCUCAUCGAUUUGCACCGAACUGCCUGGUCUCGCUUUCCUCCUUGUUUGCGGUUUUCUGUUAUUUUUUGGUUCGUCCAGCACUGCAGGAAGAUGAAGUUGAAGAUUCUCAUGCCGAUGUGGAUGUCAUGUGAAUAAAUACCACUAGAUUUCGUUUUCGCGCACGAAUUUUUACAUAUAACAGGCAUUCUGCUCCGGCAGGGUUCCAAGGGUUCUGUUGCGUCCUCUACACGCAGAACAAGCUCGAAGGAGAGCUUCCAAGGCGGCAGUAGAAAUAACAAGCCGAUGUCGUCGAGUAAAAGCUUCUACGCCGACCUGUAUGCGUUAGUCCCGGAAAGGAAAAAAAGCGGCUGGCUUUCCCGCCGUGCGGAAGCGGCGAGGCAGAGGAGGAAAGCCAAACUGAAGGAGCAGGGACAGUACUGCUUCGAUAAAAAAAGUUUUUUUUUUUUGAUUCAGCAUGUUUUGGGUUUGGCAUGUUUUCAGUUCUCAAACAUGAACAUCAUCCACAUCUCAUGGAACAACACUACAAUCAACAUUCACAACACGGCAAUUCCACCUUCCAGCCGCAAGCCCGAAGACGUGGCGAUGGAGCUGAUUCUGAAGUACAAGAGCAUCGACCUGACUCCCGACGAAGAGAAGAACAAAACGCCUUUGCCCCCCGAUGCGGUGAAGUUUAACCUAGUCAUGACGUUCUUCAUUGUGUUGAACACGAUUUUCAUCUGGCUGCAGACCGACAUCAACGUGAAGCAGUGCGACGACGCGGGGACGUGUUGCCCCCGCGGGGAGCAGUGUCCGGGGCGGGGCGAGGUGACCAGUAUUCAACCCGUGGCGGCCCUGGACGGGGACUGUACACAUUGCAAAUAUGUCUGGGUCUGGAAAGUUGUGAUGCAAACCUGUUAAUGGUGGGCAGGGCACACUGCAAUUAUACGAAGCCAGGCAUGACAAGUUUUCGAUCUGCUACUUACUUAUGUCAUUAUUCGUGUUGCGCAUGACGAACUGCGUUUUUGCAUGGCAAGAGGAUCUUUUCGUGCUCAUACAACAUGACAGAAUUACGAGUGGGCAUGACAAACUUGCAGUCUUCCAGACCCAGAAAUUAUAUUUGCAGUGCAUAGACUGGUACUGGUACACAUUUGACGUCGUGUUCCUCCUCAUUUUUCUCGGCGAACUCUACUACCGCUACAGCUACCACGGGAAGAACCUGUUCAAGGACCCCUUCACGCUCUUCGACGGCUUCGUGGUGUUUCUCGGCUGCAUCGACACCUUCAUACUGGCCCCCUUCGCGCCCGAGAGUGGCGGCGCAUUGCGGUACUCACUACAUUCAGAUUGUCUUUGGCAAAGUUUUUUUUUGCCAUUGUACUCACUACAUUCAGGCUGACAGCAUGGAUGAAGUCAGAUUUGCCCGAUCGAAAUGCCUCAAUAAAUUCGCCGCUUGAUGUUCGAUUGGACCGAUAAGCAGACUUGUGUCUGGGAUUUGAUUUUUUUUUGCCAUUGUUAUGUGGAUGUGCCCCUGGUGAUAACUCCACUCGCGGGUGCUGCUUUUUAGUGUUGACCUUGCUUGAGGUUGAUGCGUAUGGUUUGCAUUGGAUGCUUAUUUUCCCUUUCCGAAUGAAUUAUUGUUCUCCAAACCCGCAAUAAUUAUACCCACACAGCAUGUUCACCGUGUUUCGAACCUUGCGGCUGGUGAAAUUGGGGCGGCUGCUGAGUCUGUUUCCGGUUUUCAACCACCUGAUGAAGAUCGCCCACGCCUACGUCGCGAGCCUCCCGGCGGUCGGGACCGUGCUGUGUUUGUUUCUCAUGCUGAUCUACUUCUUCGGGAUUCUCUUCACAGUCAUCGUUGGUACAACUUAUAGAUACGCUCAGUUUAUUCUCUUUCUGAUGUCUCUCGAUUUUGCUUCGCUUGUGCAUAGCACGGUCAUCAUAAUUUUGAUUUCUAAAAAAUGCAAAUCAAUGCGAUGCUUAGCAUGGUUAUGGUAGUAAUACGUAUGUGGUCGUUCUUCAGCAAGUUAAACCUAUGUUAAAUGUUUACUUUAGGAUUGACGUCCUGAGUGCAACAGCAUGCGCAUUCAUCUCAUAGAAGAACCACAUGACAGGUAAAAAGCGCGAGAUUUAUGCCCCGUACCGAAAGCUUUCCGGUUGGGAUUGGCGCGACUACUUUGGUUCCUCCGGGACCACCAUGCAGACACUGAUCGUGCUCGCGACAAAAGGCGGCGACUGGGCGUCCACAGUGGUCAGGCCGGUGACGGACAACCAGCCCGCACUGAUCGUGUUGUGGAUUUUCUUCAUCAUGGUCUGCUGGUAUGGGUUACUGAACAUCGUGGUUUCUGUGGUGGUUGCGGAGACGCUGAAACUUGGGAAAGCGAGACACGCACAGAAGGAGAUCCAGCAAGGCAUCAUCCGGAUAGAGAGAAUGGAAGAAUUGAAAGUCGCUCUUACGGUAUUCAAAUUAUUUUUGCAAAAAUUGAAACUAUUCGUAGGUAUAGAUGCAUGUGAUCCUAACCAGCAGACAUUUCAAUAUAUUGAUUCGUCGUCAAAAGAUGAAAAAGAAAAAGGAAAAAAACAAAAAGUGGAUUGAAUCAUUUCACCCCAGGCCGGCGACACAAAUCACGACAACAUGAUCUCCCUGCCGGAGUGGAAUUUCCUGCUGAAUGAGGACAACGGCGCGAUGCGGGCUCGGCUAGAGGUAUCGACUGCAAAAAUGUCUCGGUCUGGAAGAUUGCAACUUGUCAUGGUAAAUCUGAAGCAUGCAAAAAUCUGUGUUGCAUGAGUGCCAAAAGCUGUCCACUUUUGACCAAGUUGGAACGGAGUUUCUCAUGCAGAAUAGGCAUGGCUAGCAAGGCCUCGCAGAGUCUGUCAUGCUAAGUCCCGCAUUCCAGACCUCAUGGGUCAUGGAAAAUCUGCAUGACAAGUAAACGAAUGGGACGCCCUGCCCUUAGCCUUCCAACAUGACAAGUCUACACUCUUCCAGACCCAGACACUUUUGCACUUGAUAAGAGGAUGUGGGCUUCGAUUUGAACAUGACCCGGGAACUCUUCGACAUCCUGGACGUCGAAGAGAAGGGAAGUGUCCGCUUUGAGGACUUCAUGGGGGCAGCACUGCGCAUUAACUCGGUGGACGACGCGGAGGCGAAGGAUAUGUACGCGACCAUAUGGAAGUGCACAACACCACAUCUCUGUCCCCCUCAUUUGUCAUGCAAAAUGCAAAUGCUGCCUGUGCCAGCCUUCGCCUUCUUGUUACUUCUUGUACCGUUUGCAUGACAGAUUCCGGAUGAAGGAACCCAAACACUUGUACUACAGUUGUACUAGGCACACGAACUUGUCAUGCCGCACAGGCUCCAUGUGCAUGUCUGCUGGUGUUUGCAUUGCUGUUCAUACCACAAAGUUGAGGGGAACAAGUAGUAGUUUUCCACCCCGAUAAACCAAUCUGACGAUGCACACUUUGAACGAAAAGCUGGCCACGUUUGAGAAGACCAUGGCCCAGGGGCUGGACACAGUGAACAUGCUGCUGUUUUACGUGGAAUCGAAGUUGUAUGGACGCGUCAGGUUUGAAAUCGACAAAGUUUAAAUGAUUUGUCAUGCAUAAAAUGCAAGGCAUGAAGUGCCUGUCUUGCCGGGAUGGCAAGUGAGGCCGACUGUCAGCCUGUUUAGAGUUUGAAAUAGAGCUGCUAAAGUAGCAUGGCAAAAGCAGUCGUCUGUGCCCAAACAGCAUGACAAAUUGGAUUCUGGUGCUCGAAAAAUUUGUCAUGCACCGCUUAGAAAUUGGGCUUCCAACUGGUAUCCAUUUUAUGCAUUACAAGUUAUUUCCACUUUGACGAUUUCAAUCCUGACGCACCCAUAAGUUGUAUCGUGGCUAUUCCGAUAUGGUGGAUCGAUCGCGCAUGGAGUUCGAGAAACGCAGUCAGCAGGAGGGUGCGGCGUAUGAAUUGCAAAAGUAUCGUACUCGUAGCAUUGCAAUACAAAUUAGGUCAGCAUGACAAAUGGAAUUUAUCAUGCUCAUUUAGCUUAAAAAAGAAAUUUGUCUUGCAUGACUGCGAUUAGUACGAGUGCGAUACUUUUGCAGUUGAUACCGCGUGCGUGAUGCCAAAACCCUUGCCGCCCUCCGCGGACGACCGGUCGGACGGGGCGGCGGUAUGACCGUGCACAACUCCCCCUCGUUCUCAUUUCUCAUGCAAUUUGCAUAAAUCCAGUCGCUGCCUUGUGGCACUGUUUGCAUAACGAAUAUAAUCGGAACCCCAAAAAGUACUACAUUAGGUGCAUAGAUUUGUCAUGCAUAGGCUCCAUCUGCGCUGGUGUUUGUAUUGCUGUUCUUCAUGCCAUGCAAAUGAGGGGGACGAGUUGUGCACUUUUAUAGGCGGUGCCCAGGUUUCCGAACGUCGUGCCCACGUUCCGGUCCGAGCCACUGUACGAAGAGGAUCUGGAUAACCUGUGAAUCUACUUCCGCAAGUAAAAAAGGAGGUGCGACGUCAUUCAAAACUCAGAACGCAGCGGCAGCCGCAGCAUUUCGUGAAGAAAUCACUUGUAUAGUAGAAAGCCUCGUAGUACCCAUCGAAAUAAAAAAAAGUUGCACUAAUGUCUAUCUUCUAGUAAUAUGCCCCUACUAGUAGGUACCAUCCUAAUGUUGCGAGAAAAUCUUCCGUGGUGACCUGUUUCGAGUUAUUCACUAUAACAAUCGGACUAUCGAUGUAUUUCGAGUUGUAAAAUCCAUUCUUUUACUCCGAAAGCGGGGGUCGUAGGGUCCGGGUCGCCGGGCCCGUCCAGAACUUGCGCAGUACUUCGCCGCGGAUGUUUCGCCUCUGGAAUUUCAGAGCCUGUCAGGCACAAGAUGGAGUGGUCUUGCGAAGCUAACAAGUGCUCCCAGUGUCGCACUCCGCGAAACGGAGCCGGGCUGCUGCACUGAGGUCGCCCCGGGGUCGGCCCCAAAUGCUAUGCGCCGCGCCAACAUUUUGCGCCGGCAGAGGCUUCGGUGUGUCGGCGCCGCGCGCGCCUUCUCCUUGCUAGUUGCCCAAACCAGGCCGCGAAGACAGGCCGCAGGGACCGCCCGCUGGUGGCUUCAAUUCCAGAGGCUUUUCGUUGUCUCCUUGCACACUUGUGCACUUCGCGCAAAUGAGCUGCUGUGGCAGCGCCAUCGCGUAACGCACGUUACACGGCGGCUCUCUGUUUCACUUGUGCCUUCCCGGCCGUGUCAAUAGUGCUCCCCGUGGCGGCCGCUUUAAUUUCAGAGGCAUGUCCUUGCCUAUAUGCACGCUUGCGCACGUUGCAAAAAGCUUGCCACCGCCGUGCCAUCGUGUAACGCACGUUACACGACGGCCCUCUGCUCCGCCGCAGCCCCCUUCGUGUGUGGGGAGCUGUGUGCGAAAAGCCUUGCCGCUUUGGGUUGUAAGGAGGCGCCCUCGUCCUCUCCUCGUCUGGGUAAGGCGCCCGCCAGCUAGCCAUAAGAGGGGCAAUGCGCUGCUGGCUCGCCUGCCGGGCUGCGUCGACAUUCUAUCGAUGUAUUUCGAGUUGUAAAAUCCAUUCUUGUCUAUUAUAUCUUUUCAACUACACCUGCUAUCGACGAUAAAAUGUGCUACUAGAAGUAUGAAAAAUAUUGAGAACUCCUUAGAACUUGAUUGUAGAAGUCUGCGCCAUCAAGUACAACAUCCAGAUGAUACUACAUUUUGCACCAGACUUUGUAGUUGAGCCGCCAAGUUCCCAAGGCGGAGUAGAGACCUCGAAGAUUAGAUGAGCCAGUAUAAUGUCCAGCAAGUUUUCUUACGUAUACGCUGGAAAUCAAGAUCUUCAUCCUCCAUUAUCUACCCACAACUCAUGACAAAUCAAAUCUUUUUUUAGCAGUCGCGAAUAUUGAAUUUCUGCACUCCUGAAGUGGUCGCGAAAUAAAAGUUGUAGACGUUUCAUGAAAUAGUAUUAGAGUAAAGUAAAAGUCGAUUCUAGAGAGGAUCAAGAUUUCUAUGGCCAACGAACCAGAUGAGAAGAUAUCUGAGCAGCACCUGCUCGGAGCUACUUACACAUGAGCUGGCUUCGCACUUCGUCCUCUUCUACACCAUGUUUCGUAUGGACGAGUGUAGUUGUCCCUAUCCUGCUUAUGUAGAAACGAACGCCAGCGCCUCGUCGUGCACAGCCAAGAUAGAAACAAACAAAUCGAAAUCUAACGACUGAGCAAUAAGAAUGACGAUGCAGUGGCAGUGCACCACCAAGAACACCAUCGG
Amoebophrya sp. A120 is the source of this 12112-nucleotide messenger RNA. NCBI's taxonomy places the organism in Eukaryota, Dinophyceae, Syndiniales, Amoebophryaceae. The record is from the annotation of a GenBank genome assembly.